Heterostelium album PN500 is the source of this 573-nucleotide messenger RNA. RefSeq lists its product as uncharacterized. Bases 1 to 573 code for a protein of 190 amino acids. The record is from RefSeq and is a predicted model, not a curated record. The transcript is spliced from 2 exons. NCBI's taxonomy places the organism in Eukaryota, Evosea, Eumycetozoa, Acytosteliales, Acytosteliaceae.
AUGGUUGAGAAGAUGCCAAUUGAAACUUUGGUCAUCAAGAAAAUAGAGGAUCUGGAUGACGAGAACAAUGAAAUCAUUCAAGAUGAAUCCGUCAAGAAAGAGCUCCUCACUUUCAUUGAUAGUAUCCCGAAUCGUCUUAUCAAGAAGGAACAAGUUGAAAAAGUAGAGGUUAGAGACUAUGACAAGAAGGUGAGAGAAAUGGAAAGUAAACUCUCGGAAAUGGCCAAUCAAAUUGAGAGAAGAAGACAAGAGAAUGAACAAUUGAUGAGGAAUGCAGAGAAUAUGCAAAAUCAACUCAGCAGAGAGAUUGAAGUUAAUGAAAAGAACACAAUACAAUACCAAGAAAAUAUGAAAUUAAUGAGAGAGAACAAUGAUAAAAUUUUGGAUUUAAUGAACAAAAAUCUCGAGGAACAAAAAAUUGAAACUCAAAAGGCCAAUGCAAGAGCUGAAGAAGAUCGUAGAAGAGCUGAAGAAGCAAACAAAAGAGCUGACGAAGCAAGAAGAAACAGUGGUGGUGGUGGUGGAAUAUUAAAGAAAAUAUUUGGAAAUUCUUAUGAAAUUCUCAUGUGUUAG